Messenger RNA from Salarias fasciatus (jewelled blenny), 2205 nucleotides. RefSeq names its product cannabinoid receptor 2 (gene cnr2). The coding region runs from base 80 to 1246 and encodes 388 amino acids. The transcript has 3 exons. Gene Ontology annotation, biological process: G protein-coupled receptor signaling pathway. Gene Ontology annotation, molecular function: cannabinoid receptor activity. The record is from RefSeq and is a predicted model, not a curated record. Lineage: Eukaryota; Metazoa; Chordata; Actinopteri; Blenniiformes; Blenniidae. Gene Ontology annotation, cellular component: membrane.
GCUACUGAGAAACAGGAAAUUAGACUACACUAUACAUCAAACUGCAUUCAAGAGAAACUUUAAGACAGUGACAGUUGAGAUGGAGGAAUGGGACGUUGGCCCUUCUCUGGUACCUGUACAAGUCAGAGACAUCACCACCUCAACGCCAAGAGUCAACAGGUCCUGUAAGAAUCUGGAGUGCUACAUGAUCCUGGUUGAAAAAGAGAAGAUGGCCAUCGGCUCCAUCUGCUUCCUGGCGGGUCCUUUCACUCUGCUGGAGAACGUUCUGGUCCUCGGCGUGAUUGCCACCACGGCCACGCUCAGACAGAGGCCCUCCUACAUCUUCAUCGGCAGCCUGGCUCUGGCCGACGUCUUCGCCAGUUGCUUUUUCACCACCAGUUUCUUGGACUUUCACUUAUUUCGCCGCCAUGACGAUCCGACCGCCUACCUCUUUAAGCUGGGCGGCGUCACUGUGGCCUUCACCAGCUCGGUGGGAAGUUUGCUGCUGACUGCGCUGGACCGUUACCUCUGCAUCCACCAGGCCUCCAGCUACAAGGUGCUGCUGACCCGCCGCCGGGCUCUGCUCAGCCUCUUGACACUCUGGAGCACCACCAUCUUCAUCUCCUUCCUGCCUCUGAUGGGCUGGAGGUGUCCCGAAGUUCUGUCUCUGACCUGCUCAAGCCUGUUUCCUUACAUCAGUAAGGGAUAUCUGGCCUGCUGGACCAGCUUCAUCCUGGUGCUUCUGGCGCUCAUCCUGGUGGCUUACGCGCUCAUCCUGUGGAAGGCCCAUCGCCACGAAUCCUCCAUGCACAGCCUCCAGGGAGCGGCGGGGACGGGUCAGGCCCGAAUGAGGAUGGACAUUCGUUUGGCUCGCACUUUUGGCCUAAUCCUACUCAUAUUAGUGGGCUGCUGGCUGCCGGCGCUCUCCUUCAUGCUGGCUGACGUUGCUGUGCUGUUGAGCUGCUUCCAGCAGAGGGCCUUUGCCUUCUGCAGCACACUCUGUCUGGUCAACUCCGCCAUCAACCCGCUGCUGUACGCCCUGCGCUGUCGAGAGCUCAGAGUUGCCCUGCUGCAAUUACUCCAGAGGGUGCGUGACAUCGGGAGGUGUAAAAAAUCAACACAGGACACAACUCCAGCGCUGGCUUCUGUGGAAGACAACAACUGUACUGUGUUCACCAUGGAGGGCGAGACUCCCAGGGCCAGAAUCUCUCGACUUGACUCCAUCUCAGAAAUAGUAAAUAAUCAUCAAAUGAAUGAUCGCAAAUGAAGAAUAUGAAAUAAGAGCAAUGCAAUACAUGCAGUGAUACUUUUGUAUUUAUGGCAGUCUGCUGGUGGCGAGGAACGGUAAUACAAUGUAAAUAGAGACAUAAAUGCAAACAUCAUUUUAGAUAAAGUCUAACAACUAAGCGUAUUCCCAUAGAUUGGAAAAUCAGCACCGGCAGAGCCUUCCUGAACAAAACUGAAGUGAUCAUAAACAAUAAGUCCAGAAAAUGUGUGAGAAGUCUCUGAACUACGGUGAGCACAUCACAUUCUCACAUGCAGAAAACUUAGCUUGUCACAAAUACACAUCACUUUGGUCAUAACAAUGGCAUCCCACAUUCACAGAUGAUAACAAUAAGCAUCAUUUUCAGACUGUAUAAUAUUUAAAAAUCAUCCUUUGUGAUGUGAUUUCAGAGAAAAACAGGUGUAUCAGUAAGCAUUUUAUGAUGGUAUCUUGGACUGUAAAGACUGAAUAAAAUGUUUAAUAUUUGUCUUUUUAAGUUGCAGCUAUUUACACUCGUAACUUUAAUUUUCCUCCCUCCCUUCUGUCACUGCUUGAACACUCACAAUGACGAAAUGCGCCAUACUGUGAACGGAACUGCUGACUUUUGGGUUAGCCACGCAGCAAUGAGGUGGACCUGUUGUUGGCAUGCUUCUUUAUUUCGAGUGUUUGACCCUGAACGCACAGGUCCGGAGGACCCCGUGGGUCGCCCAUCUGCACAUGAAUGGCAGGAGCCCACAAAAGCCCCCGUUGCACGGGAGGAUUUCACACAAUGCGCACUGCAUGAAUCCAAGCAGUGUGCCGAAGUGAAUGGAGCACAUGCGAGGACGAGAACCGGCGGAUACACGAGAACAGUCCUGGAUCAAGAACAACUGGCAGCUGCAGCAGAGCAUAAACUGACAUUCACUUCAACGCAGGCACACAUACGUUCACUGAAAUAGAUCAUCACAAAGGUCUUAAGACAU